UCGCCAAGGAGGGAGAUAUUCUGCGACGAGGGCAGUGCGGCCGCGACGCCGCGUUUCUCCAAUUCAGGAACAAAUGGGGCCACGUGGCGGACUUAAUGGCCAUCGCAGCGUGCAUGGGCCCGGCUUGACGACGACACGCAGCCUCGACCAGCACUCCAUCUUAAAUCCCACCGUAAUUCUCACUGUCCUUGCUUGUGACCACCACCAACCACGUUCCUUCGCGCGCCCUCGUCUUUUCGCCUUCUCCCCCUCGUCUGUCUGAUCAGCGCCAAUCGCGCCACAUGUCGUCCCCCAGCGUUCUUCCCCCGACGUUCAACGCGCUCGCCCCAGAGCAGCGCGGGCGUCUCAUGCGCUCGACUCGCAAGCUCGGCGCGCUACUGGGCACCACCCCCCACCUGAUCGAGGACGCCGGCUCGUCCUCCCCCUCCCAAUCGCCGGUCAGACGCCCAUCCACGAGCUCUGGAACCGUAGCACGCCUCCCCAUCGGCACCCAACACUCGUCUCGCACGGAAUCUCCCUCUCCUGCAGUCGUGUCGCGCUCCCGGCGCCGUGAAGUCAGCAUCUAUGGACACAGCCCAUCCGAUUCGACCACCUCCCGCGCGUCCUUCGAGCUCGCCCCCGAGCCCCCCACGACGGAAAAGGGUCACACGCGGCGCAAGCCCAGCCUGUCACUCGCGAGUGCGACAGCGCGGCAGAAGCAAGAUGCCCCCGCGCCGCUGUUCCUGCGCCUACAGCCCGUGCCCGGCCCGAGCGCCCUCGCACCCGCCAGCCCCGGCCAAUCCACCUCCGCCCCCGCGACACCCAACACCGCGACCUUUGACACGCCCCCCACGCCCAUGACGCCCCUCACGCCCCUGCUCGCGCCGAACCUCCCGCCUCAGGAGUAUCGCCGGAAGAAGAUGGCCAAGCUCGCGCGCACCCUUGGCGAGAACGGUGCGUCGGGACAGGCUGUCACUUUCGCUUGUUCCGACUGACUGAUCGACGGCUUGACAGUUCCCCCGUCCCUCGUGUUUGGCGACGACGCGCAGGACCCGUCGUUCAUGCUGCGGCGGUCGCGCAGGCGGAGCCGCAGCGUGUCCGACCUGUCGGCGAGCUGGAACGCGUGGGCGCUGCCCAGCGAGCAACCGAAGUUGGGUGUGGGCAAGGAAAAGGAAAAGGACCAACCGGCGGCCGAGCCACAGCCUCAGCCUCACCUUCAGCCUCAGCCGCAACCCCCCU
Messenger RNA from Schizophyllum commune H4-8, 1218 nucleotides. RefSeq lists its product as uncharacterized. The record is from RefSeq and is a predicted model, not a curated record. The transcript has a single exon. Lineage: Eukaryota; Fungi; Basidiomycota; Agaricomycetes; Agaricales; Schizophyllaceae. The coding region runs from base 282 to 974 and encodes 230 amino acids.